CUAGAUUUAAAAGUUGACUUAAUAUGACAGUCAGGUCAUACAACUCUCAGGCCGCAGACAGAAUAAACACGAGAAGCUGAUACGAGCUGGUGGAUGGCAUUAGCAGACCAAAAGAGGGGAGCAUUAGAGUGCCUAUAACCAGAGUGACGACAUCUCAUCCGUAAUUUUGGCAACAAUUCAAAACAUUCCAUUAGUUUUACAUUGAAUUGACAGGUCGUUUGCUCGUUUGGAACUGGGAGCUGUCAUUGCAAACGAACAGCUGUCGCCACUCUGAUUAUAGUCACUCUAGGGAGCAUACUUUCAGCAAGCCAAAGAGGCCCUGUUAGAGUGCAAGCGAUAAAUCUGCUCAGCUUUCCCUCUGACAAGGUCCUUUUAAUUUAGUGUAAGUACAUUACUCGCUUUGGUCUGUACCAAGUUUGGCUGUGCUUUCUCGUGCUCUACGGCCUUAGCCUAACAAUAAAGCUUCAAAUUGUAAUAUAAAUGUUUUUUUUUGUGUUGAUCAUCAAAAAUAUGCACAAAAAUUUUUACUUCAAUUUGUGAUUUGUCUGUUGUUUAAUAAACUUUCGUCUCCUCACUGCAAUAAAAUACUGAAAGAUAGCUCUGACGAAAAUUCUGUAUUAGAUCUGUGAGGAUGUAAAAAUCAGUAUAAUACAGAUAAAUCUGUAUAAAUGGCAUCUCUGGUCGUCAUUGAAGUUUCUAUGCCCGGUGAAAAAUGAAUGGCGACCCUAUAGUGCGACUAAAAACAUGAACAUGAAAAAGUGUUGAUUUUCGGCAGUGUAUUAAAAGAAACAUAUUUUAAAAAGCUGUCGAUUUUAGGCAAUGUACGGAACGUGCGUGCAAACAGCAAAGUAUGUUCGCUCAAAAAUGAUCAGCCAAAGGCGAGAUAUUCUUUGCAAAUUUGCAAAUUCCUUGGAGAGCAUUGUUAAUCCACCUCGUGAUUUGAGUGCUUCGAACUUGGUAAAUAAUUGAACAACGUAUGCAAUGAACGAUUCUUCUGAUAUAGGCAGCCUGCACACGAUGAUGGGCUCAACUGAUUCAAUGACGGAGUGCCGAAUGAACAUGGUCAACAACCAAUUUAUGUCCGAUAUUGUUCUAAUUGUCGGCACUGGUAAUCAAAAGCAGCGAAUUUUUUGCCACAAACUUUUUUUAGUAACCGCUUCUAAAUAUUUUGCCACCAUGCUCUCAAGUGGCUUCAAGAAGACUACCAUGACGGAAAUCACAUUGGAAGAUACAGAUUCAACGUGCUUUUUAGAAAUUUUACGAUUCGUUUACUCCAACAGGAUGAAUAUUACGUCGGAUAACGUGCAGGAGAUAUGCAAUCUUUCUGAAAGGUACUUGUUUCCGGAUGUGUUGGUGCAUGCAUCCGAAUUCCUGUUAAAAUCUGUCACUGAAAAAAACGUGCUGCAGAUUCUGCAACUGAACCGUCGAUGCAAAUUCGAGAAUGUUGAUGCACGAUGUUUGGAUAUAAUUACACGAAAUCCUAUGUUAUACUUUAAAGAGAAAAGUAUCACUUCACUCGAUGCCGAUUCGUUGGAACUAAUCUUUAAAGCGAGACGUAUAAAUUGCUCGGAUUAUCAAUUGUUGGAAGUAUUAGAAAAAUGGAAGAAGGUUGGUAACGCCGAUCUAAUUCAAUCGAAAGCUAAAGCAGAAACGAAUUUGAAAGCAAUUAUUGAGAAUACUCCUCGAUCAUUGAAAUGCAAUACUUUAGAUGUAUUUGGAAGCUUAACAAAUGAACUUGAUGACAGUAUGGAUUUCCGCAUCAAUUCGAAAAAUCCAAUAUUCCUGCUAGGUAUGGGAAUAUAUUUUGAACCGGAAUGCAAAAAUCUUUCUGUUUCUGCCCAAAUAAGAGAAAUAUAUGCACGUAGACCUGUCGAAACCGCACAUGGUGAACUUUCGAUCGAGAAUACAGACACAGUUAACAUACUUGAUGCGUUUUUACCUUGUACUAAAUUAUUACCACAGCAAGAUUACAGGAUUAUCUUGUCGCAGGAUGCGGUUUGCGUGAAGAUGACGUCAUGUGUGCAUGAUAAUAUUGAAGUAAAAUUCAAACAGAGUCACAGUUUCUUGGCUUAUUUUCUUUAUAUGGAUUGUAAUGACUAGUUAAGAAUAAUGAAGAGAUUACAAUAAAAUAUUCAGGCAUGUUUAUUCUAUAGCUCUUGCAGCACGUGUCUGUCAAGUAUUAAAAUAAACUAUUGUAUUAUUGUGGUUUUCAGCGGGGCAUAGAAUGCGUCGAAAUCGCCGCUGAAUAACGAAAUAGUGAGUGUCAGAAUUACAGAUGACAGGUUGCAGAUUUGCAUAUAAAUUUGCCGAUUUCUAUUGUAAGCAGACUUGGCUGACUUUUUUUUACAGGUUUUUGAAACUUUUAUAUAUCGUCAAAUUUACAGGCUCAAAAUAGCGUUAGGCUUUUUGUUUGUUUUGUGCUUGCAUUGGAGGAUUUCUAGUAUGCAGACUUGAAAAUUUUACCUUACCAGGCUCACAGAUUUUCAAUUUUUUGCAGACCUUUUUUUUUGCUCACCAAAAUAAAACCGAUCAUCUAGGGCAACGGCUCCCUAUUUCAUCUGAGCUCCUAUUUUCAUCUCAUCCCUUCACCUCAUCUCUUUGAACAUGAAUAAUAUUCUAAAACCUACCUGAACCAAACUGUGAAAUGUUUUAAAAA
Messenger RNA from Malaya genurostris, 2656 nucleotides. RefSeq names its product kelch-like protein 25. Gene Ontology annotation, biological process: neurogenesis. Gene Ontology annotation, cellular component: cytosol. The record is from RefSeq and is a predicted model, not a curated record. Gene Ontology annotation, molecular function: protein binding. The transcript is spliced from 2 exons. Bases 982 to 2100 code for a protein of 372 amino acids. NCBI's taxonomy places the organism in Eukaryota, Metazoa, Arthropoda, Insecta, Diptera, Culicidae.